This is a messenger RNA of Caenorhabditis auriculariae, 2665 nucleotides long. The record is from the annotation of a GenBank genome assembly. NCBI's taxonomy places the organism in Eukaryota, Metazoa, Nematoda, Chromadorea, Rhabditida, Rhabditidae.
AUGACAAAACGGUUUGAAAAUAAGGUCGCUAUCGUUACUGGUGGGUCUUUUGAAGUUAAAUAUUGUGUUUAGUUGUUAUAUUCUUUGUAGGUUCUUCGAAUGGAAUCGGCAGAGCUGUCGCAGUCCUUUUUGCUUCUGAAGGCGCUAAAGUGACCAUUCAUGGAAGGAAUGAGGAAUCCAUCAAGGUAUAUAUCAAAUAUUCGAAACCCAUUUCUUAUUUUUUAAAGGCGCAUAGUUGGAUUUGAUAAAGGUCCCAAGUGGAAGAGUCGUUAACAAUGAUCAUUCAAGAAUUAUGUUCCUUCAAAAGGCUCGGAAAAAGUUUCUGUUUGUUUCAUUAUUCGACAGACCUCUGGCUUCUGAAACAUGAGUUACUAUAUUUGUUUCAGAACUUUUUUGAUAAUUUGUGAGUUAUUCGAAGCUUUUCGAUGAUGAAGGAAAGGAUGCCGCUUCAGGACCUGUUUUUUUUUUUUUUGAUCAGAGAAACCUUUUUGGCUUUCUUUGGCUUGAUAGAAACGUAUACUUUCGUUAGAAUUUCAGUUUUCUUUUCAGGAAACCCAAAAAGAGCUUCACGAUGCGGGGGUCAAAGAGUCCGAUGUCCUCGUGGUGAGGGGCGAUAUCCGAGAGGAAAAAGUUCAGAAAAGCCUUGUGGAAGAGACUGUUGCCAAGUUCGGCAAGAUCAAUAUUUUGGUACCUUUUUGAUGACUCUCAUUUACAGUUCAAUUUGUUUCAUUCCAGGUUAACAACGCCGGAGGUCUCCCGGAAAUGUCCCCACGCCACGGUUUUGAUCAGACUAACGAGGAAUGGGACUACACGAUUGACCUCAAUGUGAAAUCGUGAGUUUUUUUUCUUCAUUUUUUAUAAAAUAAUAGAAGGGUUGAGGGUGCUCAAUUUGACCAAACUCGCAAUUUCUCAUCUAAUUUCGGCCAAGGGCGAAAUCGUCAACAUCAGCAGCAUUGCUUCGCUUCCUGUUUCGGUAAUUCUUUCUAAUUUUUUUUUCUGGGAAUCUUCCGAUUGAAAAACAGUACUUUCUGAAGGAGAAUGUGAGGUCUGAGAAAAGGGAAGAAAAACUUGAUAUAGUCUGUGUGCAACGACUUGAAAUUUCACGGAACGACAUUCCGCUGUUCCGCUGCGCGCGUUCGCGAAGCGUCUUUUGAAUUUGGCUCACGCUUUCAAUUGAUUUUUCUUGCUGUAGAAGCACAUGAGAGUAGAGUACCUUAAUAAAAAGAUUAAAAAGCGCGACCAAGGUUCGCAAAAAGCGCGCAGCGGCACACCGGAAUGUCGUUCCGUGAAACUUCAAGUCGUGGCACACAGACUAUAAAAGCAGAAAUUACAUUAUUAUCUUAAAAAAAGUUCAGUUUUGAAGCAAAAAUUUUUGAAUAAUUGUAUCAGGUUUCAAUAAAAUUCCAAAAGACAGAACUUCAUAUUAAUAUCCAAUUUUCCGUGAAAAAUGGAAAAGACAGGGAAGUUUUUUGUUCAGGUUCUAGGAUGAAUGUUCUAAAACUAAUUGCAUUAAUAAAUUUUUGAAAUAAUUGACUUUGGAACGCUAGAUUGGCCCCUAGAGUGGCAACUUUCAAAUCAGAACUUCGCUAUAGGGACCACUCAAGCAUUAGGGGCUAAGGAGUCAGAGCCUGAAUUCCUGUAGGGAGUACCUCAAUUUUAGUCUAUAUCAAGCGCUAUUUUUUCCCAAAACUCUCUCGUGACAACUCUGGCGGUUUUAAGAAGAGUUAAAUUUUGAAAUUUCUCAAUAAUUCAAUAUUCGUCUCAAACUUGGUGUUUGAAAACAACUCUUCCGAUUCAUUCAGAUGGCUUCUUCCCCUUAUUAUUCGGCUGCAAAGGCGGCCUUGGAUCAACUGACUCGCGCCCUGGCAGCUCGUUACAUUCAUAAUGGAGUCCGGGUCAACAGUGUGAAGUGAUAAAGGAUUUUCAGAGCCUAUUUCAAAAACAAUAUUUCAGCCCUGGAGUCGUUCAGACCAAAAUCAUGGCCAAGCAGGGCAUCAGCGACGAACUUUAUAAUGAGGUUUGUUUGGAGUUUGAAAGGGAACUUCUAGGCGACGUAUGAAUUUCUGCUGAAUAAUGCAAUGAUUGGAGAGUUGUUGGUCCGCGAAACUGUCGUUGGUCAAGAACUGCGCGUUGAACACCUUAGACGAGUUUCUUCUCCAUGCAAACAUUCUUCUUCUUCUUCUUCGUACGCCUUUAUACCGCUUGAGUGGCGUCGGCGCCCCAAGUCGAUUAGCCGAGGUCCUAUCCUGAUGAUCAGUGGACUGGCUCCAGUGACAUAUCCGUCCUUGUAUGGCUGGGGAUUAUGAAGCCGUGGUUUCCCACUACAAAUUGUUCUUAAACCUCGUGGUUGGGUCGAGGCGGGGAUCGAACUUGUGACCCUGUGGACCGUAGACAGGCACACAACCUGUUGCGCUACUAACAUUGAUUGUACAAAACGAAAAAAUUGUAGAUCAACCAGAAGAUGCUUCAAAACCGGCACAACAUCCCGGCCGGCAUCGUCGGCACCCCGAAGAACAUCGCCGACGCCGUCGCCUUCCUCGCCGACCGGGACUCUUCCUCUUACAUCGUUGGCCACUGCCUCGUCAUCGACGGCGGCACAACUCUCAACGUUCCUCUUUUCAACUCCUUCGAACCAGAAAACUAUGACUACGCUUUGAAAGAGUAG